Molecule: messenger RNA, 996 nt
Organism: Talpa occidentalis (Iberian mole)
Lineage: Eukaryota; Metazoa; Chordata; Mammalia; Eulipotyphla; Talpidae
Product: olfactory receptor 10AG1-like
Exons: 3
Coding region: 1-996 (331 amino acids)
Biological process (GO): G protein-coupled receptor signaling pathway
Cellular component (GO): membrane
Molecular function (GO): olfactory receptor activity; G protein-coupled receptor activity
Source: RefSeq, a predicted model, not a curated record
AUGUACCAGAAAGUGGAAACAUUUCUUAUUGGAAAGUGCCUGUGCGACCUAGAGAUGUUUGAGAAAAGGCUUCUUGUCACUACACUGGUGGAAUUCAUCCUGAUUGGGUUUUCUGAUCUUCCCAAACUUCAAGGAUUUCUGUUUGGUGUAUUCUUGAUAAUCUAUAUUGUUAUUCUUAUGGGAAAUAGCCUCAUUAUCAUGAUAACUAAGGUUGAUCCUUCACUGCAGACUCCCAUGUAUUUUUUUCUUCGGAAUUUUUCUUUUUUGGAAAUAUGUUAUGUGUCUGUCACAGUACCCAGAUUGUUAGCAGAUCUUUGUAGGCAAAAUAAAAGUAUUUCUUUUCUGGCCUGUGCUUUUCAAAUGGAUAUUUUUGUGACCUUGGGAGCCACUGAGUGCUUCAUUCUCACUGCAAUGGCUUAUGACAGGUAUGUUGCCAUUUGUAAUCCAUUAACGUACCCUGUCAUCAUGAACAAUAGACUGUGUAUCCAAUUGGCAGCUGCAUGUUGGAUCACUGGAAUUCUUGUACCUAUAGGGCUUAUCUACAAAAUUUUUUCUUCACCCUUCUGUAAAUCUAAUGAGUUGAAUCACUUUUUCUGUGAUGUACCCCCUGUUGUUCAACUUGCUUGUGGGGACACAUUGAUGAUUGAGAUAUUAAUCUAUGUGAUUGCUACUUUAGUUAUCAAUAUUCCUUUUGUGUUGGUACUUGGAUCUUAUGUGAAUAUAAUCUCCACCAUCCUGAAGCUGCCGUCAGCAACUGGGAGAGCCAAGGCCUUCUCGACGUGCUCUUCCCAUCUCAUGGUUGUGACUUUAUUCUUUGGAUCCGGUGUCAUUGUGUAUAUGGAACCUACAUCCACUCACUCAUCAGGAAUGGAUAAAUACCUUUCCCUUUUUUAUACCAUCUUGAUACCAUUGUUUAACCCCAUUAUAUAUUGUCUGAGAAACAAGGAUGUUAUGGUGGCUUUGGGAAAAUUCCUACAGAAAGUGAAUGUGCCUUGA